Clunio marinus is the source of this 228-nucleotide messenger RNA. The record is from the annotation of a GenBank genome assembly. NCBI's taxonomy places the organism in Eukaryota, Metazoa, Arthropoda, Insecta, Diptera, Chironomidae.
AUGAAGAAGACUGCCUUAAGACUUCAAGCAAUUUGCUCGACACUUCCUAUCGAGAAAUCUAUAAAUAGCAACAUGAUGAUCGAUGAUAAUCUUUUAUUUAUUAUUUUUUCUUCGUUGAAUUUAAAAAAAGAAGAAGCAGAAAAAACGUCUCGCGUCUCCUGCAUAGAUUUAUUACAAUACCAUUUAAUACUAUUUAUGUAUGUUUAUGCUGGCCUUACAAAAUCCUAA